Molecule: messenger RNA, 1938 nt
Organism: Marasmius oreades (fairy-ring Marasmius)
Lineage: Eukaryota; Fungi; Basidiomycota; Agaricomycetes; Agaricales; Marasmiaceae
Exons: 5
Coding region: 1-1938 (645 amino acids)
Biological process (GO): establishment of mitotic spindle orientation; microtubule nucleation; vesicle transport along microtubule
Cellular component (GO): centrosome; kinesin complex; kinetochore
Molecular function (GO): microtubule binding
Source: RefSeq, a predicted model, not a curated record
AUGACCGCCAUUCUUUCUCCCACAGAUAUCCUUAGAAAGGAUAGGAUGUCCUUCGACGAUUUGAGUUAUUCGUCGUCGACAGACUGGCGAGCGAAAUAUGAAGAGGUUGCUGAAAUGCUAGCAGAGACCCGAGCCGAGCUCGACGAGUUUCACACAGCCAGCAAAGAGUUGGAGGCAGAACUAGAAAAUGAGUUGCAACGGACUGAGAAAGCGCAGCAAGAUUUAAAGGUCAAGGUUGCAAAAGCGGAAACCGAGAAAGAGGAGUGGAAGUCCAAGUUCAUGUCCCUUCAGACCACACACAACAGCACGACCACAUCCCUUCAACGCGAACUUGAUCAAUUAAGACAAGAACACCAGAAACUUAAAGUGCAAUUCCGAGAACUUGAAAUGGGGAAUGACGAUUUGGAAAGGACAGAACGUGCCGUAUCCUCCAGUCUGGCAGACGUAGAAGCGAAGUACUCGCGUGCGUUGGAAGAGAAGAUUCUUUUGGAACAUGAAUUGCUAGAUAAAGCAAGCGUAGAGGAACAGUGCCAGCGAUUUAAAGACGAGUUACGAGAUGCGAAUGCGGAGAUAUCCAUACUCAAAGAUCAGCUCGUUUCGCGUGCCUCCAACUCUUCAGAAACAUCUCUUAACUCACAGUCGCUUCCUCACAUAUCCUCCAUGCCCUCUGACGAUGACCUUCUCAACACCCCAGAACCCUCUGACUUACAUCAAUCAGAGCCUGAUAACCUGGAAAGAGGCGAAUCUUCUUCAAUUGAGGAACAGGAUCUCACCCCACGCAAACACACGACCGUGACCACGCCCCGCAGUAACGGGCAGUCGGCCCUUCUCCAACGCGCAGGUUUCCAACCAGGGAGGUCCAUCGCUACACCUCCAAAUGGCUCCGGUAUUCCUCGGUCGAGUACUCUACCUUCUUUAUAUUCUUCGUCACCUCGUUCACCCGUGACUCCUACCCACCGGCCUGUUUUCGCUCGCAAUGCAUCAACUGUAAGCAAUAGCUCAACUACGAGCACUGCCACUUCGAGAAGUAAAGGUGUGCAGAUGGUGUCGGAAAUGCGUGCUCGAGUGAGGAACUUGGAACAGAAGAUUCAUACCCGUGUUCCAAGGCUUCGACUGGGAAGCAUGACAAACCGCUCUGUAUCUAGUAUACCGCCGUCUGCCCUUUCUCCCACACAAAGUCCCUCCAAUAAAUCUAUACUCGCCGGAUCAAGUAUCGAAAAGCAAUCCUCUAGAUGGAGUAGUGACUCAAAGCGAAGUACAGAUGGUGAGGCGAGUAAAAAGGAUACGGGAGAUUCGUCGGGUUGGGUUCUCAUCAUGGAGGACUCGCCUUCUCCGCCUAGAGAUAGACGAUCGUCACGCUCAGGCGCUUCUCGAACAUCGACAUCGACUGCUUCCAGUUCCUCCUCCCCUACUCCCGAAUCCUCCAAGUCUUCACUGUAUCGAAGUACUGUCGGUACAGGCUUACGGCGACCUCAAUCACGGCUCUCCGGCGGAAGUACGACCACCACUAGUUCCAUUCCAACACCCGCUUCACGUCCGGCAACACCAACAUUACUGCCCUUGCCCUCAAGCAGUUUGCAUGUCGCAAAGCGUUCCACCGGACCAGGUCUGACUUCCUAUCUCUCACAGCCAAAACGUUCAUCGUUGGGAUCUAGCACUAGUACCAUGGCGAUGAACAAGAAUAACCGCGACCGGCCCACUACUAUGCCGCCGUUUGGUCGGUCCCCAUCGCCAGACAAAGCUUUACCGAAAUUACCUCCUGGCCAUGAGAAUGUGACCAUUCGAAACUCGUCGAAGCUUGCCCCCUCAUCUUCAUCUUCUCUUCUGGCCCAAAGUAGGAUUGGUCGUCCAAGUAGUGGUGCUUCUCGUAAGCGGAGUUGUGGAGAUGGCGAGGGUAAUACUUCUAGACCAAGGUCAGGCAGUUCAGCUGGGCCAUGA